Ctenopharyngodon idella (grass carp) is the source of this 4274-nucleotide messenger RNA. It is a transcript of the gene pard6b, whose product is annotated as par-6 partitioning defective 6 homolog beta (C. elegans). Gene Ontology annotation, biological process: centrosome cycle; regulation of cellular localization; establishment or maintenance of cell polarity. Bases 320 to 1477 code for a protein of 385 amino acids. The record is from RefSeq and is a predicted model, not a curated record. Gene Ontology annotation, molecular function: protein kinase C binding. Lineage: Eukaryota; Metazoa; Chordata; Actinopteri; Cypriniformes; Xenocyprididae. Gene Ontology annotation, cellular component: apical plasma membrane; cell cortex; nucleus. The transcript has 3 exons.
CUGUUUCCUGGGUGCACGCAGCGUCACAGUCAGGCCGUCCAGUACUAUGUGGCAGAGCGUGUGUGCGCGUGCAUGUGAGAGAGGCAGGGUUGGGGUAGAGGCAGAGGCAGAGUUUCGGAGCACGUUCAGUUGACAGGCGUCGCCGUUGCUACUCGAUUCCGAUAACAACACAAGCAAAGACACGGAGCUGUCGCGAGAUACGCGUCUUUAACUGGAUUAAGCCGAGAAAAUCCGUUUUGGACGGACCGAGCUCAAAGCGGAUGAGCGCAGCCCGCGGGAGGGCAAGAGUGUUUCUGCGGCGGGGUCCAGUUAGCGAAAGAUGAACAAAAACCACCGAGUGCCGAGCAACCGAACUCUGAGCGCCGUGGAGGUGAAGAGCAAGUUUGGAGCAGAAUUCAGGCGGUUCUCUUUGGACCGGUCCAAGCCGGGACGCUUUGAUGAGUUCUAUGGCUUGCUGCAGCAUGUGCAUCGGAUCCCUAACGUCGACCUGCUUGUGGGUUACGCCGAUGUUCACGGGGACCUGCUGCCAAUCAACAACGAUGACAACUACCAUAAAGCAAUCUCCGUGGCAGCGCCCCUGCUCCGCCUCUUCUUGCAGCGGAAAGAGGAGGCAGAUUACUCUUCAUUCGGUACGGACACUGUGACCCGUAAGAAGACCCCAGCAGUGCUUGCAGCAGUCCUCCUUCGACCGGACGCCAACAAGAAGAAGCCUCCAAUCAUCAUCAGCCUGCCCAAAGAUUUCCGCCCAGUGUCCUCCAUCAUCGAUGUGGACAUUCUCCCGGAGACACAUCGCCGUGUCCGUCUAUACAAACACGGUCAGGAGAAACCACUGGGCUUCUAUAUCCGCGACGGUUCCAGCGUGCGCGUUACGCCCCAGGGCCUGGAAAAGGUCCCGGGAAUCUUCAUCUCCCGUAUGGUCCCCGGAGGCCUGGCAGAGAGCACAGGACUGCUGGCCGUCAAUGACGAGGUGCUCGAAGUCAACGGCAUUGAGGUGAGCGGAAAGUCUUUGGACCAAGUAACGGACAUGAUGAUCGCUAAUAGCCACAACCUCAUUAUAACGGUCAAACCGGCCAACCAGCGCAAUAACGUGGUACGCAACAGCGGAGGCGGGGCCACAUCCGGCAGCUCAGGACGAUCUUCUGACAGCAGCACCAGUUUUUACGGUUACUCGACACCAGGCUCAAUGGCUAUGACCCCGUCCCAUAUUAUUCAGAACUAUGAGCCGGACGAGGAGAGCGAGGAUGAGGAGGAUCUGGUGAUCGAGGCAGACGGAGGGACUAAACUCAUUCCGCAGGCAGCGGCGCGGGCGACAGCAAGCUCUAGCAUGCCUGCUCUGCCCAGAUAUGAGCCUCACCUCGACCUCCGCCCCUCGAAUGGUACCAUGGCGACCAGCGCAAGCACAGGGUCUCUGAAUGCCCGCGACAGGAACUUGGAGGGGCGUAACCUAGAGGAGGAAGGCACAGUCAUUACACUGUAGAGCAUAUAAUCACACACACAUGCCAAUACACACUCUUGUGUGCCAUAGGACUGAAAAUGUAUGUCUUUAUACUUGGGUGACCAGGACCAAAAGAGGAGGACAGUCACCACAGCACCUUACAGCACUUCUCUACAACCACAGGGACCAGGUAGUCCCCGUCAUUGAACCCAUGGAGAAUGGCACAGCACCAAAAAUUGCUGCUUCUUGAGUAAUAAUGAACUUCAUGAGUCAGUGCGAUUGAGUGAAUGCAGAUGCCCGUCACGUGACUGAGAACAGAUACUCGGCAGCGUAUGAAUCAUGACAAUCUUUUUUUUUUACUUUAACAACCACUCCCUUUCUAGCGUUAUGACAGAGAACAAAGUACAAUGGGCUUAACCAUCCUGUGCGUUACCAUGGUAACUGAGUCUGAGCUACAGAACUUCAGAAGGAACUGAAAUAUGCUCUUUAUCCAUUCCUGUCUGCAACACUAACACACCCUGCUUACCGAUUCUUUGAACAUUUGUGGCGCUCGAGCCAAUGAUUAGGAGGUGUUUUCACUUGAUCGGACAUUUCAGUACGGUUGUAGACUGCUGCCUCGGUUAAGAUACAGAUGUCUAUUAUUAUCUCAUAGCCAAAAAAUGUUCAUUGUGAUAUGUUUUAUUUGUACCACUUUCAUUUCUUUAUGACAAGGGCUAUCAUCCUGCUCUCUGAUACCUGUGGUUUAUUUUACCCAUUGAUCUCUACUUGAUAAGCCUUUUGGGGCUUUGGAAUAGAUCAUCAUUAGCUGUAAUGUUUCAGUGGAGCACUCUGAAGUGGACAGAAGCUGUUUCAUGAAUGAAGAGUGUCCUGUGAGGUUCAAUUUGUUCAAAUUAUUUAAAGGGAUAGUUCAACCAAAAAUAAAGAUUGUCAUCAUUUACUCCCGCUAAUGUCAUUCCAAACCUGUAUGACUUUCUUUCUUCUGUUGAAGACAACAAAAUAUCUUUUUUUGUUGUUGUUUUUUUUUCCAUACUUUGAAAGUCAAUGGGGUCCAAUGUUAUUUUGGAUCCCACUGAUUUUCAUUUUAUGGACAAAAACAAAACAUAUUCAAAGAUAUUCAAUCACUCAUACAGGUUUGGAACAAACUGGUGGUGAGUAAAUGAGGACUUUUUGGCGAACUAUACGUUUAAUGCAUUAGGUAUCAUGAUGUAACAACAAUAUUUUUACAUUAAUUAUCUGUGUACAUUUUUAACAUUUCAAGAUAACAUUAGUUAAUGUGUUAUGAACAGUGAUCAGUAGUAUAUUUAUGAAUUAAUAUCAACCUAGCUAUAUAAAUGCUGUAAAAAUUGUUGUUAAUUUUUGGUUUAUGAUACAUAAUGCAUUAUUCAAUAUUAACAAGUUGAACCUUAUUUUAAAGUGUUACCUUUAACAAUAAGAGUUGCAAAUGAAUCAUGGAGAAAACAACCCUUGAUUUAUAGUGAUUAUUGAAUCACUGUGAAUAUCUGUCAAAAUAUUCAAUAUCGUUCCUUAUUAAUGUUUUUUUUUUUUUUUUCUCUCCACGUCAGCAGCUUACCAGCCAAACCCUUCAGAAAUUAUGUAACAUGAUUUGGUCUAUGUAGACUUCACUACUUAUUUUUUUUUUAACUUUCAACUGGCUGAAAUCUCAGUGAUAAAACCCUCUGUUCAGUCCUGGCAAAAUGCACAUCAUUAUAAAAUUGUCAUCUAACUCCAAUACCCUUGCAAAUCCUUCACUUUCAGUGAGUGGGGCCUUCCUACUUGAGCGAUAAUUUCUAAAAAUGACCUCUUAUAUGAAUGACUGGACAGAUGAACAAAAUCACUUUUUUAAGUCCAUAUGACUGUUGGUACAUGUCUCCCCUUUUUGUCCUUAUACAUACAUAUCAUAAUGAUAUGUCACAGCUGUAAGCUUCAAUACGAACUUUUAAGAUCUCAGAGUUUGUGUCAGCAGAUGCACUGGAAGAGACUGACAAGAGACAGAUGUGCCUAUGCUCUUACAGUUAUAGGACCUGCUGAUGGAGAUUUAGCCGAAGUAGCCUUUCAUUAUCUCCCCAUUUCUCUCUUUAUAAUUGCUGAUGAGGAUUCUAAACACUGGGCGUCUGCUCGGUUCCUCUACAGAGCUUUUCAUGGCACUUACAUUACCAAAACCUGCUUGUUGUAGCACACGCACUGUAGCUGUGAUCAUUCACACUUCAUCCAGAUCGUUCAUUCUCGUGGUACAAACGACAUACUGAAUGGAGUCUUUAGCUGUGUUAAUUUAAUUUUACAUUAACCACUACAUACGAUUUGGGAUUGUAACCACAAAAGUUUUAUUUAUUUUAAAAUAGACUAUGUAUUUUUACUUGCUUUGUUUUAGCUGACAUAAAAAACCUCAUAAUUUUCAUUCUUUUUUAUUUUAUUUUAGAUCAUCUCUACAAAAUGGUGUUUUAAUUUUUUUUUCCACUUGCAUUUUUGGUGAAACUUAAUGCUCAGACCUUUAGGGGGGAUAUAAAUAUGAAGAAUAACUUGCUAUUUUCCAAACUGUGAAUAUCUUUGCAUUUCUAAAGGAGAAUAUAUAUCUAUGAGAACCUGCUUUGAGAGACCUAGAAAUAGGCUUUUAAGCAUUAUCAUUCAUGUGUCAAUUCCUCUUUUUGAUAAUGAGCUUGUCAGAUAAAUCUUAAGGUAUAGAUUUGUACUGAAAUUAUCAGUAUUUUCUUAUUAGUACUACUUUGAUGUAAAUUUGUUUCACAUAAUGAAACUUUUAAAAGGAUAAAUACUAUAUUACGACUUAGCUGCACAUGUAUUAUAGUCAAAUCUUGGAUGAAAUAAACUAAUAUGAAGAAAACCA